Rhododendron vialii is the source of this 3220-nucleotide messenger RNA. RefSeq lists its product as uncharacterized. Gene Ontology annotation, cellular component: cytosol. Bases 1361 to 2836 code for a protein of 491 amino acids. The record is from RefSeq and is a predicted model, not a curated record. The transcript is spliced from 2 exons. Lineage: Eukaryota; Viridiplantae; Streptophyta; Magnoliopsida; Ericales; Ericaceae.
UUUAUGGAUUUGCUAUUUUUGCAUAAAAGAAGCGAAUAGGAUACUCCUGAGAUUUUAGUUGGUUUAGGGGGAUUGGAUAUUUGAGUGCAUGUUAAAAAGGUUAGUUUAGGUAAAAUUAACUCGCACAAAUGAGUUUGUAGCCGUCUUUGAAGAUAACCAAGAUAUUAUGUUUUCCCGUGCAUUGAUAUUUGAAAUGUCUAUCGGUUCAUAGUUACAUUUGUCUUGUGGUAGCAUUAGGUUGAAAGUAGUGGGAAUAUGGUGGUCCUCUGCCAUCAGAGGCCAGCGAAGGAACCUCUUCCCCCCACCGAGGUGACCACCAUCUCUGCCACCCAUUACAUCUCCAUUCUCAAGCUCGCUCAUCGCUUAAAGGACGAGGUCACCAAGGAUACCUCUCUGAGGUCUCAUGUAUCUUCGAAACACUUGUAGCUCCACGAGCUCACAACAACUUAUAGACUCCAACACCACCUAUGCCGGGAGCAGGGUUUAGGUACUUUGCUCGGGACCUAAGGAGGAAUAUGGCUUGGAGGCUAGAGCAAAGGGAUUUGUCAAGGCUCACCUCGUUGAGGUGAGCUCCACCUUGACUGAGCAUAGAGAGAGGGAGGGGAGUCACCCGAUAUCUAAUAGUAGAUAUUGUGUAUGAGAAAUGAGUAGGUUAGGACUCUUAACAAAUUGGAAAGUGAGAAAGAUAAUUAGUUUAAGGAUCUGUAUUAUCAUUAUAUUUGUCACAUAUACAGAUAUUUAACGAAUCUAACUGAUCUAGGAAAAUUUGGAGAAAGUCGCUACUGCACGAGGACAUCUUUUCAUUUUGGAUAUUUUCUUCUUGGUGAUUCAUGUACAGUUCCUUCGGGAACUUCUACAGAAGAAACUAGAAUUGGCAAAGGGAGACUCACAUCAUUUUCCACUCCGUGAUUGAUGCAGCAAUAUCACCUACAUGAGACUCUUCUUGUGUGGGACUUGAAUUGUUGUGGAGAUUUUAGAUAAUAUUUCAGGAUAAGUUAGGAUUUAUGAUUACGAAUGUUGGUUUAGGCAUUACAAGAAAGCUUCUUGAAUAAUUCGUUUUAAAUUGAUCAGCUGUCAUUUACGCUAUCACUAUUUAACUGCUUUUGAUUUCUUAUCUUAUAUAUAGAGAAGCCUUUACUCAAAAACCAUGUGUUGCAUUAUGAUUUACAUUCAGCUUCUUCCUUGCCAUUGAUGUACCUAAAUCUCAGAACUGUCUAUGCAGGAGGGGUCAUAGGAUUAUUGGAAUUGCUACAGAAAUCUCACUGAUGUUCUUGAUGCCAAAAGUGGUCAUGAAAUGACUGUUGCUACAUUAUUCUUUCCUUUCUUUUUGUUAAGUUGAUCUUCAUUUUCCUGUUUCAUAAUGGAUGAUAAUUCAUUGUCAGUACACUCCCUGCCACAACAUAUCUCCCACCCAUUGUUGGUUGCAUCAAACUCAUCUACCCUAGAGAAAGCUUUAGAAAUUUUAACAGAAACUUCUAGGACCUCAGAUGGUCGCUUGGAUCUCGCUUCUAAAAAUAUCCUCCCUGCGGUCCUACUGUUGUGUCAAAAUCUGUCUUACCCUUCUUGUAGACAUCUUCUUUUGUUGUCUCUGAAGCUUUUGAGAAACCUAUGUGCGGGGGAACUAACCAAUCAGAACUCGUUUGUUGAACAUGAUGGAGUAACAAUUCUCCUGACUACAUUGCAUUCAGUGAUCACUUGUGAUUCAGAUUUUGCGAUAAUUCGUAUGGGGUUGCAAGUUCUGGCAAAUGUUUCAUUGGCUGGAGAACUACAUCAGCUUGCCAUUUGGGAUAAGUUUUUUCCACUCAUGUUCGUUCAAAUUUCUAGUAUACGGAGAAGGGAGGCUUGUGAUCCUUUGUGCAUGGUUAUUUAUACAUGUUGUGAUGGAAGUAAUGAACUUUUUGGCAAGCUUUGGGGAGAUCAAGGUUUGCCCAUCUUGGUAGAAAUUGUAUGGACUGCUUCAGCAGUUGGCUUUGGAGAAGACUGGUUGAAGUUGCUUCUAUCCAAAAUCUGCUUAGAAGAACAUCAAUUUCCUCAACUGUUCUCUAGACUGUACCCAGUUGGUGCUUCUGAAGAUGGUGACCUCAAUUUUAGGAAUGACUUAUUUGUGUCAGAACAAGCAUUCUUAUUGAGUAUAGUAUCAGAAAUCUUGAGUGAGCGAAUUGGUGAAAUAACCAUUUCUCACGAUUUUGCUAUGUUUGUUUUUGGAAUAUUGAAGCAAGUUGUGGGGGCUGUUGAUUGUGUGUCAAGUGAGCAACAUGAUCUGCCAACGGGAUCUACUAUUGUUGAUAUCCUUGGAUAUUCACUCACCAUUUUGAGAGAUUUAUGUGCUCAUGAUAGUGUAGGAGUCUCUAAGGUGGAUGGGUCUGUGGAUGUUGAUUCUUUACUAUCCUCCGGACUUUUGGAACUGCUUUUGUGUUUGCUACGUGACCUUGAACCUCCGACAACAAUUAGGAAAGCAAUGAAACAAAGUGAGGACCAAAAUGGAACGACUUCUUAUUCAUCCAAACGGUGUCCGUACAAAGGAUUUCGGAGAGAUUUAGUUGCAGUCAUAGGGAACUGUGUGUAUCGGAGGAAGCAUGUUCAAGAUGAAAUGAGAGAGAGAAACGGGAUACUUUUGCUUCUACAACAGUGUGUCAUAGAUGAAGACAACCCAUUCAUGAGGGAGUGGGGCAUUUGGGCUGUGAGGAAUUUAUUGGAAGGGAAUGCGGAAAAUCAACGGGUAGUAGCUGAUUUGGAGGUUCAGGGUUCUGUUGAUGUUCCUGAAAUUACUAGUCUUGGUCUUAAAGUAGAGGUGGAUCAGAAAACUCGGCGUGCAAAGCUUGUAAAUUUAUCAUGAAGGUUUUCCGGGCUUGUAAUUCAUCUGUGUCAGUAGUCCGGUCCGACUUAGAAAAGUGCUAAUGGUCCAAAACUAAUUUAGGAGCCUGUCGCAGAGAAUAACUUAUUCAUGGCUCCUCUCUUCCGUGAUUAUAUAAACCACUGUUGAUUUAGGAAAGGACUUCAAAGUUCAAACUCCUUUCCUAUUAGAACUCUGUCUUCUUCUUGCUCUAUAUAUGUUGAGAGGUGCAUAGCUUGGAAAGGAAUCCCCGAGCGCUGCUGUAAGUCUUCUUCUGCCUCCUCUGUCUUUUUAGCUUCUUGUUUUACGGUACGAUCAGAACUUAUUAGGGCUUGGACUUGCAAAAAUCAAUUUGAAUUUCUUUUCAAAGCUUCUAGCAUAUUUCGC